Arabidopsis lyrata subsp. lyrata is the source of this 594-nucleotide messenger RNA. Its product is annotated as nucleolin 1. The coding region runs from base 208 to 564 and encodes 118 amino acids. The transcript has 7 exons. NCBI's taxonomy places the organism in Eukaryota, Viridiplantae, Streptophyta, Magnoliopsida, Brassicales, Brassicaceae. Gene Ontology annotation, molecular function: RNA binding. The record is from RefSeq and is a predicted model, not a curated record.
AAACCUGCGGCUAAUGAUUCUUCAUCCUUGGAAGAUGGGAAGAAAACUGCUCCUGCUACUAGCAAGGCUACAAGCUCUGAUGAAGAUUCUGAUGAGGAUAGUGAAGAUGACAAACCUCCACAGAAAAAGGCUAAAGCAGAUACAAGACAGAGUAGUAGUGAUGAUUCUAGCGAUAAUGAAUCUGAUGGAGAGGCAAAUAAAAAGGCAAUGCCACCAUCAUCAACGGGAGGAACUAAGACACUCUUUAUGGGCAAUCUCGCAUCCAAUGUUGAAAAAUCUGAUAUCGAGAAGUUCUUUGAAACAGCUGGCAGAGUUGUUGAUGUUCGAUUGGUUACUAGUAAAAAAGAUGGUAGUUUCAUGAACUAUGGCUAUGCUGAGUUUUCUUCUUCUGAAGAAGCACAGAAGGCCCUUGUGGAAUUUCAACGUAAAGAGUUACUCGGUCGCAAAAUCCGUCUUGAUGUGUCUGUUGAUAUGGGUCCCGAUGGACGAGUACUACGCACUCCUGAUAGUACUUUCACCGGUGGAUUCGAUUGGCCUCCUUUUUGGUUACGAAAACAAGACUGACACAGUAACUUUUGUUUUCAAUGUACUUGU